Messenger RNA from Salvia splendens (bonfire salvia), 1823 nucleotides. Its product is annotated as IAA-amino acid hydrolase ILR1-like 6. The coding region runs from base 132 to 1547 and encodes 471 amino acids. Gene Ontology annotation, molecular function: hydrolase activity. The transcript has 5 exons. Gene Ontology annotation, biological process: jasmonic acid metabolic process; auxin metabolic process. The record is from RefSeq and is a predicted model, not a curated record. NCBI's taxonomy places the organism in Eukaryota, Viridiplantae, Streptophyta, Magnoliopsida, Lamiales, Lamiaceae.
CUUCCUUAAUUCCUUUUCUACACCAUCUCUCUCUCUCUCUCUAAACAGAAAAACUCCAUUAACAGAUCUCUCUCUCUCUCACACAAAAUACACUCAACUGUAGUAAUACUACUGCUACUUCUACACUAGCAAUGAACACGCAUCUCCACAAAUCGCCGUUCCUAUCGCUCGCGGUCGCCGCGCUCGCCUUCUCCUGCAUGAUCACCACCGCGCCACCGCCGGAAGCGGCGACGGAGAGGUCGAGCGAUCACGACAUCCUCUCCUACUUCGAAUCGGCGCUCAAUUCUCUUAGGUAUCCGCCGCUGAAGCUGAAAAACCACUCCUCAGCGGUACAGGUGGCGAAGAAAUCGGCCGCCGACGAGAUCGCGAGGAUCGCGCGGGGAUCGGAUUUCGUGAAGUGGAUAAAAUUCGUGCGCCGCGCGAUACACGAGAAUCCGGAGCUGGCCUUCGAGGAGCACGAGACCAGCCGCCUCGUCCGCCGUGAAUUGGACGGUCUGGAUGUCGGCUACCGCUUUCCAUUGGCUAAAACGGGGAUCAGAGCGAUGAUCGGAACCGGCAAGGCGCCGUUCGUCGCCCUCAGAGCCGAUAUGGAUGCUCUGCCGAUCCAGGAAGCCGUUGAAUGGGAACACAAGAGCAAAAACGCGGGUAAAAUGCACGCCUGUGGCCAUGAUGCUCACGUGGCGAUGCUCAUGGGCGCAGCUAGGAUCCUUAAGGCUAGGGAGAAUCACUUGAAGGGGACAGUGAUUCUGCUCUUUCAGCCAGCAGAGGAAGCUGGGAAUGGAGCAAAAAGAAUGAUUGAAGAGGGAGCUCUUGAAGAUGUUGAAGCCAUCUUCGCGAUGCAUGUAUCUCAUCUUCUCCAAACGUCUGUCAUCGGGUCAAGAUCCGGUCCUUUACUAGCUGGUUGUGGUUUCUUUAAGGCUAUUAUAACUGGCCAGCAGAUCACUAGUGGGAAUUCCCAUCACUCCAGUGACCUUGUCUUAGCCGCCUCAGCUGCAGUGAUCAGUUUACAGGGCAUUGUAUCCCGCGAAUCUAAUCCUUUGGAUUCUCAGGUUGUCUCUGUUACUUUCGUGGACAGCAGAGACGAUCCUAAUGUUUCGCCAACGAGCAUAGCGUUUGGUGGCACCUUGAGGGCAUUCUCUACCGCAAGCUUCCAGCGGCUUGUAAAACGAAUAGAAGAGGUGAUAGUAGCCCAAGCUAAGGUCUACAAAUGCUCAGCAACUGUCGACUUCUUCAAGGACUCGGACUCGAUCUACCCUCCCAUGGUGAACAACGACCUGAUGUACGAGCACGUGAAGAGGGUCAGCACCGACCUAGGGGGCCCCGCGAACUUCCAAGUCGUGGAGCCUGUCAUGGGGGGCGAGGACUUCUCCUUCUACUCGGAGGUGGUCCCCGCAGCCUUCUUCUACAUAGGCAUAAAAAACAAGACACUUGGCUCCGUGCACUCGGCGCACUCCCCUCAUUUCAUGAUCGACGAAGACGCACUCACUGUAGGCGCGGCGACUCAUGCAGCGAUUGCUGAGAGAUACCUAAGCGAACGCGCGCUGUAAAUGGGGUUCGUCGAGAGCAAUGGUGAUGUGCAUAUCUAAAUUUUGGUUAAAUUAGGAAACAGGUAAAUGGGAAGCAUUAGAGAAUUAUCUCACUCUCCCCCAUCCUAGAAGGGUGGCUGUGUUCAUAGGAGCAGAAGGAGGAGAGUUAAGAGUAUUUAUUCAUUCUUCUCUCUCUCUUCAUGUAGAGCCACCAUUUCUCUAGCUGUGUUAUGCCUCAUUAUAAUCAUGUAUCUUCUUAUACAUUGAUUCUAAGUGAAAUGCUGUUGGCUUAUAUAA